CACAACGUCAAUUGAUUUAAUUAGAACCGAAAUUUUACUUGAGGAUGCCACAGUUUUUGUAAUAUUUAAUAAAGAAGAAGGGAAAUGGCCAUUCCGUAUAGAAAAUUUUUCAGAUGUGGAAGUUUCAUUUUAUCAACAGGAUGUUGUAAAUCGUGAUUUCUUUGGUAAUAAUUCACAAUCGAGUUCAACCAAAAGAUAUGCUCUUAAACCGGGAAAUAAGAUUCCUUAUUCCUGGGAUUAUCCGGCUCUUAAAGAAAAGAGAUUAGUUUUAAAUAUCAGUAAUCAUGAACGUGUCGUCAACAUUCAAGAAAUAGGGUCACUUAUGCCAUUCAAAUAUCCGUAUAAUAAUGAAUAUAGAAUUUUAUCUAUUGAAGUCAUUGCGGAUGGUCCAACACAAGUAUUAUUAUUGACUAAUUAUAACCAAUCAGAGAGUGUGUUUAGACCAAGAACACCUUCAAUUUCAUCGA
This is a messenger RNA of Dentiscutata erythropus, 467 nucleotides long. Lineage: Eukaryota; Fungi; Glomeromycota; Glomeromycetes; Diversisporales; Gigasporaceae. The record is from the annotation of a GenBank genome assembly.